AUGACAUCCAAACUAAUCCCUGUGUGUAAACUACUGUUCUGUUUAUAUAUCCUGCUACCUCAGUGUUCAAUUGACCUGAAGAAGAACACGUUGCUGAUCGGGACAACGGGCACUGAGACCUGCUUCCUGCCUGAGGCAGAGCUGCCAGAGUGUGCCCGGCUGGCAUACGGGCCGGAGGGGCGUGAGGAUGCCCAGCCAGACGAGAUCGCAGACCGAGAGCUGGCGGAGGCACUUCAGAGAUCUGUACAGGAGGGUGGUAAGGAACGCGGUCUGGGAGAGGGCUAUAGUGAUUCCUCAGCUCUCUGUCUGCACUCUCAAAAGUAGUGGACAUUACUGCAGCAGAGACAUGAGCCAGAAAGCACAUUUGCAUUUAGCUUCGUUACCCCUGAACCCUGUUUCUACAGUCAUCUGCAUUCUCAGCAGGGGUUGGAACCCACAUUUUUUUUUCAAAUCGUUUCAUUCUGAACAGAACCACCAUUUUGUUUUUGUUACUUUCCAGUGUUCCAACCAGCAAAAUAAAGGUACUGGUUUAUAUAGUUCCUUUCUGUUCCUUUUUUAAUCUGUGAAAUCAACAGUUUUUUUACAUUUGGCUCAUUAAAUUACUUCACCAAUCAGUGCGGAUAGAGCAGGCAAGCUAGUUGUUUACAUGCAUGAUGGACAGACAAGUGUUGCUUAUGGCGAAAGGUGCAACAUACAUAUUGCAGGUGGGGAGCGAGCAAGAGGGCUGAGGAGGAGGCUUGAAGGCAUCUUGUUAUGACAUGCAUUAUCUGAAUUAGGCCCACAGAAUUAUACCUAAGAGGAGCGGCUUCUAUGGAGGAACUUUAAAUGUCCUUUGAUCUAACUAGCUAACAAGCUUGAGCUAGCUAGCUAACAAGCUUGUGUGUGCAGAGCGACACCAGAAUUAAAAACAUGUCUUACCUUUUUGUAGGUAAUAAAUUCAUUGUGAAAAGUGAUAACUAGGCCUAUAGUAUCCUUAACUAGCAUUGAAAAAGUUAAUCCAUUCUUCUCUAGCUAAUUAAAAAUCUCUCUCCCUAUCUUCUGAAUCAAGCUUGUAACGUCAGUACAGUAGCCUAUGCUUCAGAUGGGCAGGUAGCCUAAACACACAGGCAAAGAUUUCCAGCUUGCAGGCAGACGCUGGAUACGUUUCUGAGUGACAGAGUGAUGGCCUUGCAUAGGCGCUUUGUUACGUUUUGUUGUGGGACUAGAAAAAAAUGUCUGGAAUGUAAAAUAACGUUAUUAACCGGUUCCCAUGCUUUUAAAAUAACGGUUCCGUUCCGGGACAGUAUGGAUCACUUUCCUUCCAGGUUCCGUUUCUGUUCCUUGAAAUAAAAAUCUGUUUCGGUUCUGUUCCCUGAACCGGUUCCAACCCCUGAUUCUGUCACAUACAUGAUCACUGCAUGUAAUCACCUCAGCCAAUGAAAAAUAAGCUUUAUAAAUCAGACCUAGGUAUGAAAUCAAAAUCUGACCUGUGGUUGGAUUUAGUCUAGUUGGUGUUAGUCUUUGUUUGGUUCUGUAAAUGUAUUUGGUUUAACAGUUCUUCUUUAAGUAAAAAAGACAAUGAAAUCCCUCUGCGGACCAAUUUAGCUCAUGGAGGAGGUUAGAUGACAGGUCAUGUGAUCACUCUGUGACCUCUAGGGUCAUAGGUCAAAUAAAGUUAUCUUGGCUGACACUGUUCACCACGAUGUGAACAGUCUUGACAGCGUGGUGCAUGCUUUGUGUGCGAGUGCUAACUCUCUGCGUCCCUUUGCAUGAUGUGUGGUGUGUGGCCUAACCCUGAGCAGGACAGCACUGAUGCAUUUGGGGAGACAGCUGGAGAGGGCCUUACCAACCAGGUAUUGCAAACCUACAGAGAGAAUCAAUGCUAAAUCCAUCACCCAUAUUCUCUUCUUUAUUUGGGGAUUUUGUUGCAAAAGUUUAUUUUGGGCUUAUUGAAAAAACAUAAUAAAUAUUGGUACGAUAUUAGUAAUACAUCCUUUAAUAAAUAGUCAAUAGUAUUUACCAUGUUUUUCAACUUAUUUAAAAAAGCAUAGGAUGCAAUCACUGAUUAAAAGGGGUAGUUAGAGAUUUUGGCAAUCCCUGUAGACUUCCAGUCAUUGCGCUAAUGCUAACUUCCUUCCUACUGGACACAAUGACAUAAAAAUGGUAUCCACGAGUUUGUCUGACUAUGGGGAAGUAGCCAAAAUCUCAAAUUAUCCCUUUUAAGGUCUCUGCAUUUCAAUUUCAUGUUUCAUUUCAGAAGCUGGCAUGGACAAACUAUGCAUGUUGUGUGCAAGAGUGUUUUGGUCCGUAGCAAGUUUCAAUUGUUGUUCAACUACUGUUUAUUCUAAAACUGAUCUCUACCAUCACACUGCAGGUGGACAAACUACCUCACCGGAAUCCCCACUAUUCCCAACACCCAGACCCCUGAACAACAUGCCCCUGUCCUCCACCUCUACCACCGGCCACCCCCAGAGCCUUGCCCUGGACCGUUCUCAGUCUGCUCCAGCCUACAUGCGCCAGGCCGGGGCCCCAACACCAGGGCAGAGCCAGAGCCAAACCCAGCCUGGUUUCCUGGGUUUCCCCAUCCCUGGGCCCUCAUCCCAGGCCCAGAGCAUAGCACCUACAGCCCAACAGUCUCCUCUCUCAGACCCAAGCCCUACCAACCCCACCCAGCCACUCCUACCCACCAUCCCCACUCCCCCGGCUCAGGAUCUGUCCACAUGCGCCCCUCCUGCAGACAAGUCUGUGACUGGCACUCCCACCCUGGGAGGUUCAUACAGUCAGAUCCCUCCAGAGAUGGGGUAUGGCUCUGAGAAGGCAGAGAAUAGCUCCCUGUCCCCCCUCUCAAUUCAGCCCAUGGAGCAGGAGGAGGACAUGUCAGUCACCACCACAGAUCCCCGGACAUGUCUGAGUACCCCGAGUCAGCAGAGUGGAGAGGGUGAAGGGGGUUCCCACCAUCCCAUCUCCAAUCUCCCAUCACUCACCCUGGAGCCAUGUCUUUCUGGAUCCACAUCUGCGGAGAUGGAGUCUCACCCUGCCUCCUCCCAGAGCACUGCGCAAUCAGAGCGGGACCAGCCAGAGGGGGAGCGCUGUCCCAACUCAGACCAGAUCCCGUCUCUGGCCCAGGCUCUGCGGGAGCUCCAUGAGCUGCUGGUGUCUAACAGCUGUGGCCUGUCCCCCCAGGACCGCAGUGCCAGCUGCUCCCCCUCACACAGACAGGAUGCUGACGGACUGCACAACAACCACAACCCCACCGCAGAGCCCCAAACCCUGAUACCCGAAAACACCAAACAACCAUCCCCCUCUACUGCCAUUAUAGCUGGUGCAGAACCAUGCGAUGCCAAAGCCAACCAUGCUGCUGCUGUGUCUGACGGAGGGCCUCCUCCUGACUGUGUCCUGCCAGUCACCUCUGGCCAGGAGCAGAGCCUGGAGACUAGGGACGGGGCAGAGGCUGAACCAGGAGAGGGACAGGGAGAACUAGAACCACAGUGUCCAGACAGCUCCUGGGGGGAAAGGAGGGCUGACAGGUAUGGGCUAGAUGCCAGUAAAAGCAGAGGGACUGUGUCUGAGGUCCAGGGUCCCUCCCCCUCUUCACUCCAAGCAGACCUGGAGUUUAGGGAGCCCCCUGAGGGGCAGCAGGGGAGGGGUGUGGCAGACGGGAGAGCCUCUGGCAUUGACAACCCAGACACUCUCGGCCUCCAACCUGAGCCAACACAGCAGAGCCCCCUGUCCAUGGCUGUGGGUUCACCUGAGGACAACUCUGGCGUUUCGCCCCGCACUUCACCUCCUCAGGCCCUGGGCAACCACCACCACCCCUCCUCCUCCUCCUCCUCCUCCUCUACAGCCCCACUCUUCUCUGCUCCACAUCCCGUUACUGAACAGUUUCCGGCUGAGCACAUCCAGAGGAUCCAGGCAGCUGGCUUCUCUGCCAGGGAGGCUGCAGAGGCACUGGAACAGGCCCAGGGUAGUGUGGAGCUGGCUCUGCUGGCACUACUGGCCCGCAAGAUCACUGUGCCCACCUAG
Molecule: messenger RNA, 4002 nt
Organism: Coregonus sp. 'balchen'
Lineage: Eukaryota; Metazoa; Chordata; Actinopteri; Salmoniformes; Salmonidae
Source: the annotation of a GenBank genome assembly